CGUAAACAAUUAUAUUCUAAUAUAUUUUUGACUUAUGAUAAUAUAGCAAUUAAAAUUAUUUGUUUUAAAACAAAUUUGAAAGAAAAUUAAAUAAAAACGAGGCGAAAUUCGAGAAGAUUCUAACAAACGUUAAAGCCAUACACAAAGGAAGGGUUUUGGAAAGCCCUAAUAGCACGUAAGCCUCUGAGAUUAAUUUCAUUUCUCAAAGCCAUCGAUCUUUAGAAUUUGGAACUGGAAGAUGGCGUUCGCUUCAACAAUUCGACGCUUUCUUUCAGGCUCAGCUUCUCCUACUCUCCAACCGCAGCUCUUCUCUUCUCGUCUCUACUCAACUCUCACUUCUCCAAAGCUUUUCGUCUGUGUUACUGGCUCUUCUUUAUGGUGCAAACAAGCAGGCCUUUCAAGACUAACAACAGAUGAGAAGCUUAAAGAGGCAUUUUCUCCCUUUGGACAGCUUGUUGAAGCAAAAGUCGCAGUAGACAGGGUCUCUAGAAGAUCAAAGGGGUUUGGUUUUGUCACAUAUACAACAAUAGAAGAAGCAGAGAAGGCCAGAGACGGGAUGAAUGCCAAAUUUUUGGAUGGAUGGGUAAUUUUUGUAGAUCCUGCCAAGCCAAGAGAGCAGAGACCUCCACCAGCACCAGAGCCUUCUGAAACUGGUUUCAAAAUAAAUAAGACCAUCGGAUGGUGUGGGUGAUUGCAUUGGAAGUUUUGAUUUCAUUGUAGUGGAAGAGUUGCUCGAAAGCUAUUCACGAGAUUAGUCAAGAAUACAAUUUACAAUUUAAGUUGAGGAACAUGUUGAGUGAUUUAUUACAGACAAGCAUAUCUUAUUAACCUUUUCUGUUGAUUUGUUUUAGCUUCCUUAUUGUGCGAUCCUGUAUUUGUUUUGGUUGAACCUCCAUUCAUGGAGCAUUGAACUUCUUUUGCCGCCUAUUAAGAUUUCUUCAUAAAUAGAAUGCCUUAGAAGGGGUUACUCAUGUAACCCUUUCUAACUAGUUGA
Hevea brasiliensis (rubber tree) is the source of this 994-nucleotide messenger RNA. RefSeq names its product organelle RRM domain-containing protein 2, mitochondrial-like. The record is from RefSeq and is a predicted model, not a curated record. The coding region runs from base 239 to 691 and encodes 150 amino acids. Gene Ontology annotation, molecular function: RNA binding. The transcript has 3 exons. NCBI's taxonomy places the organism in Eukaryota, Viridiplantae, Streptophyta, Magnoliopsida, Malpighiales, Euphorbiaceae.